AUGGAGGUUCGCAUCCCUUCACAAACAUAUAAAGGGAAGCAGCCACCACAAAGAAAGGAGGAGGGAAAAAUACAGGAGAGCAGCCAGGAGCAGACCUCAGGACCAACAAGUAAGAGAUCUGUUAAUGGGUUCCAGAGGGUUAAUCCUUCUCAACAAGUGGUGGAUAAAACAAUCUGGAAGUCGUCGAAUCAGGGUUGGAUCAAAGUCAAUUUUGAUGGCGUGGCGCAUGGUAAUCCAAGCCCAUCAAGUGCAGGUUGUACAGCUAGAGAUUUCCAUGGUCAUAAAAUUGCUAAUUGGAGUCAAAAUAUUGGUAUGGGAUCAAAUAAUGAGACCAAAGUUAAGGCAACUCUUCUGGUAGUUAGAUUAGCUAGGAGGUUAGAAGUGGAAAUUUUACAGCUUGAAGGUGAUUCUCAGAUUAUCAUCCAUGCUAUCUUGAAGGGUGAGGUGGAUAAUUGGAAGCUAAAUUGA
This is a messenger RNA of Cryptomeria japonica (Japanese cedar), 468 nucleotides long. RefSeq lists its product as uncharacterized. Bases 1 to 468 code for a protein of 155 amino acids. The record is from RefSeq and is a predicted model, not a curated record. Lineage: Eukaryota; Viridiplantae; Streptophyta; Pinopsida; Cupressales; Cupressaceae. Gene Ontology annotation, molecular function: nucleic acid binding. The transcript is spliced from 2 exons.